Artibeus jamaicensis (Jamaican fruit-eating bat) is the source of this 628-nucleotide messenger RNA. It is a transcript of the gene RNASE9, whose product is annotated as ribonuclease A family member 9 (inactive). The transcript is spliced from 2 exons. Gene Ontology annotation, molecular function: nucleic acid binding. Bases 62 to 628 code for a protein of 188 amino acids. NCBI's taxonomy places the organism in Eukaryota, Metazoa, Chordata, Mammalia, Chiroptera, Phyllostomidae. The record is from RefSeq and is a predicted model, not a curated record.
CCAGCCCUUGGAACAUCUACUCUCUGAAGCUCUAACAACACAAGGACUGAAAGAGGAAAAUAUGAAAACUCUACUCACCAUGCAGUCCCUGCCUCUGCUCCUCCUGCUGCUGCAACCACUUCCACUGCAGGUUCUAAUGCAACGAUUUUUUGGUGUUCCAGAUCAACUGGCAGAAGAAUUAGAAGAUUAUGCAGAUGAGUUAUAUAGCACAGGGCCUACCAAACCACCUACCAAAGAAAUUUUCCAAAAGCAUGUCAUAAUUCCUCCUGUAUUUCCAUUAUAUUUUGAAUACGACUGUAGUUUUGAAAUGAGGUUCAGAAAUGUUCAUGACAGGUUUUACUGUAGGAAAGAACACUUUUUCCUCCCAGUAACAUAUGAGGAGCUACAGAAGACCUGUAACAGCAAGUUUGUGGCAUGUAGGAAUGGAGUUAAGAGAUGCCACAAGACCGAGAAAAUAAUAGAAGGACUGCACUGUAAGUUAACAAGUGGAAUUAGGAUGUCAGGCUGUUAUUAUGAAACUUUUCUCAAGAAGGGAUAUGUCCUUAUCACUUGCCGAUGGCAAGAUGAUAUUGGAGAAAUUAUUCCCGAGCAAGUAAAUGAUAUUUUGGAAAUAUCUGGCAAGCAGUAA